Molecule: messenger RNA, 2831 nt
Organism: Daphnia carinata
Lineage: Eukaryota; Metazoa; Arthropoda; Branchiopoda; Diplostraca; Daphniidae
Product: stromal interaction molecule homolog
Exons: 12
Coding region: 165-2531 (788 amino acids)
Biological process (GO): intracellular calcium ion homeostasis; store-operated calcium entry; activation of store-operated calcium channel activity
Cellular component (GO): endoplasmic reticulum; plasma membrane
Molecular function (GO): protein binding; calcium ion binding; calcium channel regulator activity
Source: RefSeq, a predicted model, not a curated record
ACUACGUUGGCUAGUUCAUGAGUUGAUGUCUAGUGGUUUUCCCGUCCGAUGUGCCAUGAACGGUUUCUAUUUCUUGUGAAUUCUCCUCUCGAUUCCAACUUGCUCGGUACUUGGGCUUUGUGAUAUAUGAUCCAGCUGUUAGUUCCGACGAUUCGUUCUCCGAUAUGGGGAAAACACACUUCAGAUAUUUCUUAAGUGAAUGUUUGAUUAAUAUCCUUUGCCUUGUGUUAGUGAUCACUUUCGGUGUUCACGGCGAAAAAGCAUAUGCUAUUCGUUCAGAAUCAUCGCCCAAGAAGAUUAAGAAUGAUGUAAUAAAUGUUCCAUUGGCUGUCAACAUCUGGAAACCAUACACACAAGGUGACAUUGAACCGUGCCACGACGAAUACUCCUGUUUGGCCGCUCGAUUAUCCGAAACGGAGCGUCUCAAUUUAGAAGCUAUACGCACCUUGCACGGGAAACUGGAUGACGACGCAAAUGGUAACAUCGACCUUUCGGAAUCUGAUGAGUUCCUACGUGAGGAGUUGCACUAUGAGGGCGGGCACGAGCGACGACAAAAGGCUUUCCAUCGCGACGAUGAUAUGCACAUUUCGGUCCGUGAGCUGUGGGACAUUUGGACCCGCUCUGAGGUGCACAACUGGACAAUCGAGCAAACUACCGAGUGGCUGAGUCAUUUUGUACAGCUGCCACAAUACGUCUCCCAGUUCCAGCAACACGGCAUUGACGGUACCAAAUUACCUAGGCUAGCUGUGAAUAAUGUGCAAUACAUUUCGGGCGUGCUCGGCAUCAAGGAUCCCAUCCAUCGGCAGAAAAUUGCGGUUAAAGCGAUGGAUGUGGUCUUAUUCGGCUCGCCGAAGGACAGCUCCAACUACGUCAAAGACAUUACGCUUGUAACGUUGUUGAUCCUCGCUUUAGCUGGGGCUCUUUAUACGUACAAAAGCAACCGUCAUUCGAAACAACACCUUAACAAAUUGAUGGAACACAUGGAAAUCCUGUCGUCAGCAGAAAAGGAGCUCCAAGAACUUCAAGUUAAGUUACAUCACGCCCGCGAGGAGCAAAAUAUCACGCUUUCCGAAAAACAACAGUUGGAACGGAAGCUGGAGGAGGAGGUGCGAGGCAGCACAGCUAGUUUGUAUCAAGCCGACCCACUGGCGGAACUUGAACUCAGACGUCUUAGGGAGGAAGUCGACAUCCUGCGCGGAGAGUUGCAACGAGCAGAAGGCGAGCUGGAGGACAGGCUGUGCUGGACUCCUCCUCCUGAUCUUCAGCAUUGGUUGCAGUUGACCUACGAACUGGAACAACGUGUUUAUAACAAAAAACGAUUGCAGGCGGAAAAACAGCUGGAACAAGCCAAAGAUGCCUGUGAAAAACUGAACCGGAAACGAUCGAGCUUUGUCGCUUCUUUUGUAUCUACUCACGGACGCACAAUCGAUGAUGUCGAUAAAAGUAUAUUAGAAGCCAGAUCGUCCUUGAUGGAAGUCAAACAAGACCUGCAAGAGCGAACUACGCGCUGGAGGCAGAUUGAAUCGCUUUGCGGCUUUCCUAUUUCUACCAAUCCAGGACUGAGCUAUCUUGAAACUUUGCUGCGGAGCGGAAUGAACUCUUCACGUUUCGUCCAUUUCAAUCACUCUCGUCACGGUGGAACCUUCGACGAAGAUAUAGACGACGCGGGCAGUAUAGUCAGCUCUUGCACAGCCCUGAAGCAAUUAGUAUCGACAUCUACUCUUGUCUUCCUCACCUCAGCUGCCGGCCCACCGAUCGCCACUGCCGCCGCUCUCCUGCCCUUUUCGGAUGGGCGAAAUAACAACAGCAAUGGUAGCCGUUCCAGCCAGCCUGCCCACAAUAGGAAAUAUCCCCUACUUAAGCGCGAAAGCAGUAUUUCGCUGGAGUCAGCAUCCGCCCUCAUAAACAGUCACGGCAAUGGACCGGUAUCUCAAUCGGUCUCACUUUCGGAGUUGCCUAAAACGCCUGCGCUGCCUCUGGUUAGUGGAGAUUCUGCCGUCCGUCAACGUCUAAAGCAACGAGAAGAUAGUAAAGAUUCUGCGUUUGAUGGAUCAAUCAUUUCCGUUGGAACGAACGGUGAGGAGGAUACCACCAUUCCAUCUCGGACAGUAUUUCCACCUAAUGUUGCUCCUAUCAAACCAACCACUCUUCCCAAAACCGAUUGUCAGAUUAGCCCAGGGGUCGUCCCAAAAACUCUACUACCAACGGAAAAAGUAGCGACUGUACCUCUGAAUCAAGGUUUGGAAGGUAAGAGUCCCCUGUUACCCACCAAAUUCAAUUCGCGGUUAAGCUUUCCAAUCAAAACAGCUUCACAGGAUUGCCAUGAUGCACCAGUUUUUAAGAACUCGCAUUCCGAGUCAGCACUGGAUGUGACCUUCCAGUUGGCACAGCAGGCGGAAGCCGAAAGCGGACAGGAGGAGAACGUGUCAACUGACUCGAGCAUCCCAUCCAACGACGACGAGAAUCGCAAACGAAAGAAGCAACGAUUCCAAUUUCCCAGUUUCGUCAAGCGCAACAAAAACAAGACUUGAAAGCCGUUCCUUCGUUAGCUAGGAGUAUCGCAAUUUUUUACUACCUUCUCUUUACGCUGUAAUUUAUUUAUUCAUUGAACUAAAGUAGCAAUGAGCCUUUGGAAGUAAAGGCUAAUGUGUGAUGAGGGAGAGCUUUCAACAUGGAGAAAGCGAUGGAUCAGAUCGCCUCGUUGUUUUGGUACAUCGCGCGCCCAUUUUUAACAACUCGUUUUUGAUCAAUGUUUUAUUUUCGAAGUAGGCAUACUCUGUGUGUUGGCCUUUGUCGCUGUUUAAUUAUAUAAGAAUAAAUUGUUCAAGGUA